AUGAGUUCAAAAGAUGACCAAGAUCAGAGACAGCGUAUCAGAGAAAUAUAUCGUUACGAUGAGAUGUCAAAUAAGGUAUUGCAAUCAGAUAAAAAAUUGAUUGAUAAUGCUACAAAGGAUGCAAUUGAAUCACAGCCAAAGUCUAUGGCAGGGAGAAUAAAUCUGAAUGAUAUGGGGAAAAGUGUAGUUUACGAAACCCCAACUGAACCAUUACAAAAUCCUGAUUCUACAGGUACCGCCAUAGGUAUAGUUAGAGAUGAACCGAUAACAUAUACUAAUACAAGAGGUCAGACUAUUUUGGAUAUGGAUGGGGUUACAAAAAUUAAUUAUUAUCCAACGACAGCAGAGAAUUCCCAGGUGUAUGAAGAGAUACUGGAGUGGGUUACUGAUAUGUUAGGCGAUGAUAUACCUCACGAAACCAUUAUAGAGACAUCAGAUUUGUUGAUAUCAGUAUUAAAGGAAGAUGAAGAGAAUAAAGAUGGGCUGAUACAGAAGAAAAAGAAAAUUGUAGAAGAUGAAUUAUCAUGUCCGAUAGAUACUAUUCAAUUCCAGCGUUUAGUUAAAUUGACAAAUAACCUAACUGAUUAUGGUAUAAACUCUCACGUUGAAGAAGAAAAUAUUGUUCCUGUAAUGGCGUCAGAUGAUGAAGAACAAGAAGAACAAACAAAUUUAAAUAGAAGAGAUGAUGAUCUAACACGCUCUAAUGGACAUUCGCCAACUCUAGCUGACAAUGGAAUGUCGCCUCAUGAUGAUAACAACGGCCAGACGAUACGACACAGUGUAAAUAUUGAUAAUAAACCUGAAGAAAUCAGAAUAGGGUCUGAUAAAUUAGGAUCUGAAAAGAAUAAAAUAUCAAUCUUCACAGUAGAUGAAUUUUAUGUAGAGAGGCUUUUGUUAAAAGAAUUAAAAAGCAUAAACACUGAAAUGGUACCCAAUUUGUCUUCAAAAAUUUUAUUGGCAAUUGAAGGUUCGAGUGAUUCAGAUAAAGAAAUAGAAAAAAAAUUACUAGAAUUGUUAGAUUUUGAUUCUUUGAGUCUUGUUAAUUUCAUUAUACAAAACAAAUAUGAAAUCCUAUGGGGAUGCAAAUUAUCAAAAGCUAAUAAAAUUGAUAAAGAAGAGCUUAUAGACACGAUGAUAGGAAAUGGAUUACAAUAUUUGGUUGACGAAUAUAAGAAUAGAAACUCAGAUACUAACAAAAGGAUAUUCGAAGACAUUAACACUGAACCAGCAAAAAUGGACAUCAAUAAAAAAAAACUAAAAAUUGAAGAUAAUUCAAAUCUUCCAGAUAUUAUUGAUUUAAGUAAGUUGGCUGUAAAUCAGAAUCCAAAAACACUUUCUUCUCAAAAGAUUUCAUUACCAGCAGGAUCAUUCAAAAGAGUAAAGCCUAGUUACGAAGAAAUACAUAUACCUCCUCCUGAUAAACCAGACUUCCACCAUGAUUUGGUUGCUAUCUCAGAACUACCUGAUUGGACCCAUGAAGCAUUUCCAUCAGAAGAAAUUCAGCAUCUAAACCUUGUUCAAUCAAAAGUAUUCAAUUCUACAUUUAACACGGAUAAUAAUUUAUUAAUUUGUGCUCCUACUGGAGCAGGUAAGACUAAUAUUGCACUGUUAGCAAUCCUUAGAGGGCUAUCCUUAUUACGUGAUGAUAUCACAUCAAAAUUGAAUAUAAAUAGAUUUAAGGCUAUAUAUAUUGCUCCUUUAAAGGCAUUGGUUCAAGAGCAAGUUCGAGAAUUUCAGCGUAGAUUAUCUCCAUUUGGUAUAAAAGUUUCAGAACUUACUGGUGAUUCUAAUUUAACUAGCCAACAAAUUUCGGAAACUCACAUACUAGUUUCAACUCCAGAAAAGUGGGAUAUCAUUACAAGAAAAUCAAAUGAAUUGACUUUUGUAAAAACUGUAGAUUUGGUUAUUAUAGAUGAAGUUCAUCUGUUGAAUGAUACCAGGGGACCCGUUCUAGAAUCGAUUGUUGCUCGAGCUCAUUUAUCUACAAACCCCAGUGAAAGACCGAGAAUUGUUGCGUUAUCGGCAACCUUGCCAAACUAUAAAGAUGUAGCAAGAUUUCUUCGUGUUCCGGAUGAUGGUCUGUUCUACUUUGACAGUUCAUAUAGGCCUUGUCCAUUAAGUCAACAAUUCUGUGGUAUCACAGAAAGGAAUGCUUUGAAAAAAUUGAAUGCCAUAAAUGAAGCAUGUUACGAUAAAGUAUUGGAAUCUGUAUCAGAAGGACAUCAGGUAAUUAUUUUUGUUCAUUCCAGAAAAGAUACAAUUAGAACAGCUCAAUAUUUGAAGACCAGAUUUAGUAAUGAAAAUAAUUUGAGUAAAAUUAUUAAAUCUGAAAAUGGUAUUAAAGAAAUACUAAAACGUGAAUCUGAAAAUGGUAUUAAAGAAAUACUAAAACGUGAAUCUGAAAAUGUAAAUAACUCCAGUCUUCAAACUUUAAUAUCUCACGGUAUUGGUAUUCAUCAUGCUGGUCUUAAUCGAAAUGAUAGAUCUUUGUCAGAGGAUCUAUUUGCAGAUGGUUUAUUGCAGGUUUUGGUAUCGACAGCAACUUUAGCUUGGGGUGUGAAUUUGCCUGCACAUACAGUUAUAAUCAAAGGUACUGAUGUAUAUUCUCCAGAGAAGGGUUCUUGGGUACAGUUAUCUUCCCAAGAUAUAUUACAAAUGCUGGGAAGAGCAGGUCGACCUCGUUAUGACACACAUGGUGAAGGUGUUAUCAUAACGGCUCAAAGCGAUGUUCAAUAUUAUUUAGCAAUAUUAAAUCAGCAGCUUCCAAUUGAAUCACAGUUUAUCUCAAGCUUAAUCGAUAGUUUAAAUGCCGAAAUUGUCUCAGGAAAUGUUAAAAAUAGAGAUGAUGCCAGAAAAUGGUUAAGUCUGACGUAUUUAUAUGUCAGAAUGCUAGUUUCUCCAGAGCAACAUAAUGUUCCAGAAGGCUCAAAGUUAUUGGAUAGAGGCUCUUAUUUGGAUUCACUAGUCCAUUCGGCACUUCUAAUUUUACAUGAUAGAAAUCUUUCUACUUAUGAUGCAAUUGAAGAUCGAGUUGAAUCAACGGAACUUGGUAAGAUUGCAUCAAGAUUUUAUAUCAAAUACAAUUCAAUGUCUGUAUAUUGUGAUAAUUUGAAUGAAAAUUCGACUUUGUUUGACAUUUUUAAGAUAUUUUCAAUGUCUGAAGAAUUUAAGUACCUUUCUGUAAGACAGGAAGAAAGAAAAGAAUUAAAAGAAUUGACAGAAAAAUGUCCUAUUCCGAUUAGCAAAGAUACUGAGGAUCAUCUGUUUAAGGUAAACAUAUUGUUACAAUCCUAUAUUUCAAGGUUGAAUUUUGAAGGGUUUGCCCUAAAUGCAGAUAUGAUCUUUAUUACCCAAAAUGCAGGAAGAUUAUUAAAUUCAAUGAAAGAAAUUUGUCUUAAAAAAAGAUGGUCAAAGCCUACGAAGCUGCUCUUGGAUCUUUGUAAAGCUGUGGAUAGAAGAAUGUGGGUAACAAAUUCUCCAUUGAGACAGUUUUCAAGUUGUCCUGUAGAAGUUAUCAGGAAAGCUGAAGCUUCCUCCUUACCAUGGGUUGACUAUAUGAAAUUAGACUCCCCAUCUUCUGUAGGAAAAGCAAUUAGAUCGGAAAAGUAUGCAAAAACAGUCUAUGAUUUAUUGAAAAGGUUUCCAUCGUUGACUAGUUCUUGUACCAUACAACCAAUAACUUCAACCUUGCUAAGUUUUGAAUUGGAAAUCAUCCCUGGAUGGAUCUGGGAUAACAGGUAUCAUAGUCCAAUAGAAUCAUUUACUAUACUUGUAGAAGAUACGAAUGGUGACAACAUUCUUUAUUCUACAAAUAUAUUGAUACAUAAAGACUAUAUUAAUCAAGAGCAUAUUGUGAACUUUUAUAUUCAACUAAAUUCAUCUGAGCAAAGAACAUUGCCACCAAAUUAUUUUAUAACAAUUAUCUCUGAUCGAUGGCUAAAUUCUAAAGAGCAAAUUGUGGCAUCUUUCCAUGAUCUACGAAUUCCAAGAAAGUUUCCUCAACCCACCCAAUUGAUAAAUAUGUCACCAGUCUCUACCUCUAGUUUGGAAAAUGAGGAAUUCAUGAAUACAUUUGAUUUUAGUUCCUUUAAUAAGUUCAUUACACCACUUUUUGAAAUUAUUUAUAAUUCGAACGAAAAUAUGUUGCUAUGUUGUGCAAAAGCAUCAGGUAAGACUACGGCUGCUGAGCUGGCUUUACUGAACCACUGGAGACAAAAUAAAGGAAGAGCUGUGUAUAUUAAUCCUGUGCAACAAUCCAUUGAUAACUUAUUGGUUUCUUGGAAUGGAAAAUUUUCAGACAUUGCUGGGGGGAAGUUGAUUAAUAAGCUAACUAAUGAUAAUAGUAUUAAUUUAAAGGUUUUGGCACAGAGUCACCUAAUUUUGGCAACACCAUCUCAAUUCAUCAACCUUUCAAGAAGAUGGAGGCAAAGAAAAAAUAUUCAGAGUAUAGAGUUAGUUAUUUAUGAUAAUGCUCAAAGGGUAUCCGAUCCUGCUAUUGGACCAUCAUACGAAUGUCUAAUUUCUCAAAUGAAUUUAAUGUCAUCGCAAUUAGAAAAAGAUUUAAGAAUAGUUGGUCUUUCAUCCUGUAUAGCAAAUGCAAGAGAUUUUGGUGAUUGGAUGGGGGUUAACAAGAAGUAUAUCUUUAAUUACUCUCCAUUGGAACAAAUAUAUCCUGUUGAUAUUCAUCUUGAUGGGUAUGAUGAUGUUAGAGGCUCCUCUUAUUCUAAUCUAAUGUUGAAGAAGGCAUGCAAUUAUGUUUAUAAUGAAAGUAUAAAAAGUAAAUCUACUAUUAUGUUUGUCUCAACAAGAACAGAUUGUAUUGGAGUUAGUAAAGAACUGAUAUCAUUAAUAGAAGAUGGAAAAUAUGGAUCUUUCUCCAAUGGAUUAAAUAAGUCCAAUAAUGAAAUUGAAAAACUUCAGAAUAAAAAUUUAAAAUCUACUUUAGAAAGAGGUAUUGGGUUGAUAUACGAAGGAAUUUCUCCUGUGGACCUUGAUAUCAUUUUUAAUUUAUUUGAGGCCCAAUUGUUAAAAGUGUUGGUGCUGACAAAAGAAUACUGCUAUGAUUUUCCCAAGUCUGAUAAUAUUGUUGUUUUGGGAACAAAAUAUUACGAUGAAAAGGAACACAGAUACCGCAAUUAUACUUCAGAUAUGUUAAAUGAAAUGAUUGCAAUUUCAUUUGCUAAGAACAACUCGAAACAUGUUGGGAAUAUACAUAUUAUGACUGAUACUAAUAUGAAGUUUUUUUACAAGAAGUUCAUAGAAGAGGCAUUGCCAAUCGAAAGCAAUCUAUUGUAUUUCUUACACGAUUUCAUUAUUGAUGGUAUAUUUUCUGGUAUAGUUGAAAAUAAACAAGAUUGUGUUGAUUUGAUUACUUAUUCCCUAUUCUAUAGGAGAAUUCAUGCCAAUCCAAGUUAUUAUGGUGUUGUUGACACAUCACCACUUGGUAUUUCGCAAUAUCUUUCUCAAUUAGUGGAGAAUAUUGUCACUGAACUUGAAAGUUCUUCUAUUGUUGAGAUCGAAAAUAAUCAAGAAAGUUCAACUGAUCCUGAACAAACAGAAACUAUCUCUCCGAUAAACGGUGCCCUCAUUUGUGUUCAGUAUAAUAUAUCAUAUUUAUCCUUUUCACAUUUCGUGUCCAAGCUUUCCCAAAGAACAACAAUGAAAGAAAUUUUAGAGAUCUUAUCAGGUGCUAUUGAAUUUGAUUUCAUACCUGUAAGACGGGGUGAACUUUCAUACUUGUAUAAAUUGCAAAAAAUAUUACCUUAUAAGUUUCCUGAAAAUGGUGAGCUAAAUGUAUUAAAAUUUAAAGUAUUUUUAUUAUUACAGGCUUAUUUUUCAAGAGUUAAAUUGACGGCUGAUCAUCAAUACGAUUUAAAUAGCAUUUUGUUAGUUGUUCUUCCAUUGAUUAACGCUGUAGUGGAUAUAUUAUCAAGUGAUGGCUGUCUAAAUGCUACGACGGCAAUGGAUUUAUCACAGAUGGUAGUACAAGGGGUUUGGGAUACAGACAGUCCAUUAAAACAAAUACCAUUUUUUGAUGAAUCUAUAUUAAAGACAUGUGCAAUUAAAAAUAUUGAUACUGUUUAUGAUAUUAUGGCGCUUGAGGAUGAAGAAAGGGAGGAAAUCAUGACUAUGGAAGAGAAGCAAUUAAUAAAAAUCGCAGAAUUUGUCAAUAAUUAUCCAAAUAUCGAAUUAGAGUAUUCUCUGAAGGAUGCUAACUCUAUUAAGGUAGAUGAUGAUGUAACUAUUACUGUAACGGUUAAUAGAGAUGAAGAUCCAGAAACAUUAAAUGUCACCUCUGAGAAGUAUCCAUAUGGUAAACUGGAAAAUUGGUGGGUUGUCUUGGGAGAAGUCUCUACUCGAGAAUUGUUGGCUAUAAAAAGAAUAAGUUUAUCGAAGGAAACACAAUCUUAUGAUUUACAAUUCACAGUAAAUACUGAAGGAGAGCAUAAAUUGUCAUUAUGGUGUGUUUGUGAUUCGUACUUAGAUGCAGAUAAAGAAGUUUCAUUUGAACUUAACGUGAAAAGUUGA
Molecule: messenger RNA, 6528 nt
Organism: Vanderwaltozyma polyspora DSM 70294
Lineage: Eukaryota; Fungi; Ascomycota; Saccharomycetes; Saccharomycetales; Saccharomycetaceae
Gene: BRR2
Product: ATP-dependent RNA helicase BRR2
Exons: 1
Coding region: 1-6528 (2175 amino acids)
Cellular component (GO): nucleus
Molecular function (GO): ATP binding; nucleic acid binding
Source: RefSeq, a predicted model, not a curated record